AUGGGGCACAAAAACACGAAAUUGAGUAAAAAAAAUGUCAAGAAAAUCAUGAGAGAGACAAGAUUUACGAAAAAAGAAGUUCUGGACUGGUACCGGUGUUUUUUACUCGAUUGUCCGACUGGGAAGCUAUCCCGCUCGGAGCUUGUAAAGAUAUACGAUGCGCUUUUUCCCAACGGAGACCAUUCAACCUUUACUGAGGCUGUUUUCCGUGCCUGCGAUAUUAACAACGACGAGCAUAUUUGCUUCUACGAGUUCAUCACAACUAUGUCCGUUAUGGCAAGAGGCACUCUGAACGAACGGCUUCAGUGGGUCUGUCAAAUUUUCGACACCGAUUGCGACGGAACAAUAAGCAGAGAUGAGCUUGAAGAGCUGAUUUUCACAAUCGUAGCAAUCACAGGAGGAAAAGUCUGCCGCGAGACGGCCUGCGAGAGAGCCGAAGCAAUUUGGAUAAAAAGGGCUGACGACGAAAUUGAUGGAAUUCCAGUUACUGUUCUCACAAAAAUCAUUAUGUCUGCUCGCAAAACUCUUAUUCAAUCCGAGUGA
Messenger RNA from Oikopleura dioica, 543 nucleotides. Lineage: Eukaryota; Metazoa; Chordata; Appendicularia; Copelata; Oikopleuridae. The record is from the annotation of a GenBank genome assembly.